AUGAAGGACCAUAUUGCUGAAAGUUUUUGGAAGAACAAAGAUGUUGGCUAUUCUUUCUCUAAUUUUGUUGGAGCGUCAGGAGGCAUUAUCACGCUUUGGAAGGAGGUUUCGAUAACGGUUCUAUGUAGUUUUGUUGGAGCGGGUUAUAUGGGCAUAAAGGCGAAAUGGAAAAAUGACUUGUAUUAUAUUAUAAAUGCCUAUUCCUCUUGUGACAUUUAUAAGAAAGAACAGCUAUGGAGAGAUUUGUUGUUACUUAAAGGCAAUUUUAUAGAUGGGGAAUGGAUUAUUGACGAAGACUUCAACGCAAUCAAACAUCGUAGAGAGAGGAAAGGGAGGUCCUCUAUUGAUUAUUCUUCCGAAUCUAAUGCUUUUGCGGAAUUCAUUGACCAUUGUAAUUUGAUUGACGUCCCUUGUAAAGGUAAAAGCUUUUCAUGGUAUAGUGGGGAUGGGCGUUCUAUGAGUAGAUUAGAUCGGUUUUUCGUGGCGGAUUCCAUUAUCAACAAGUGGGGUGUGGUUGGUCAACGAAUUUGUUCGCGGGAUAUUUCCAACCAUUUUCCUAUUUGGCUUGUCAAGGAUAACGAAGAUUGGGGGCCGAAAUCUUUUAAAAUCAACAAUGAAUGGUUCACAUUCAAGUCGUUUAUUCCUUUUGUUGAAAAAUCUUGGAAGGAAAUAGUUAUAGAAGGAAGGAGUGAUUUUGUCCUAAAGGAGAAGUUUCGAAUUCUUAAAGAGAGAUUAAGGUGGUGGAAUAGAGAGACUUUUUGGAGGAUUGAUUUAGAGGUGGAAGAAGAGGUGACGGAGAUGAACAAGAGAGACACUUUGUUAGAAGUGGUUGAUGAAGGAGAUUUGAUUAAUAUUAUCAAAGGUAGGAAAGAGGCAUCAAGUCGAUUUUGGUUGAACUUGAGGAUCAAAGAGAAUAUGCUCAUCCAAAAGUCUAGAUUAUCAUGGCUCAAUGAGGGAGAUUCUAAUAGCGGUUUUUUUCAUAAGGUGAUGAAAGAAAGGAGAAGGCAUAAUCACAUAGGUCCCAUUAUCUCUUCUAGGGGCUUGUUAGAAUCGGUCAAUGAGGUCAAGGAGGAAGUUUUUUCUCACUUCGCUUGUAAAUUUGAGGAGACGGAUCGGAAUAGGCUUUCUUUAUAA
Messenger RNA from Vicia villosa (hairy vetch), 1134 nucleotides. RefSeq lists its product as uncharacterized. Lineage: Eukaryota; Viridiplantae; Streptophyta; Magnoliopsida; Fabales; Fabaceae. The transcript has a single exon. The coding region runs from base 1 to 1134 and encodes 377 amino acids. The record is from RefSeq and is a predicted model, not a curated record.